Molecule: messenger RNA, 474 nt
Organism: Carya illinoinensis
Lineage: Eukaryota; Viridiplantae; Streptophyta; Magnoliopsida; Fagales; Juglandaceae
Exons: 1
Coding region: 1-474 (157 amino acids)
Source: RefSeq, a predicted model, not a curated record
AUGCCCCCUUUUGAUGGAACCCCACCGUCUGUAGCUAAGAAAAACCAAUGGGUUAGGCAAGAUAAGCUAAUUCUUAGUGCUAUUCUUGCAUCUACUUCACCAACAAUCAUGCCCCUCAUUACCACAGCCAAAACCUCAUAUGAGGCAUGGAAAAAAUUAUCAACUAUGUAUACAAGCAAAUCACGUACAAGGGCAAUGCAACUCAAGGAAGAACUGACCUUAAUUCAGCAUGGAACUCGACCAAUCCUAGAGUACCUUCAUGCGGUUAAAGGAUUGGCUGAUGAGAUAGCUCUCAUCGAUCACCCAAUCUCCGAUGAUGACUUAACCCUAUAUGUCCUCAACGGGGUGGGUCCUGAAUUUUGUGAGAUUGUUGCACCUAUUCGGGCAAGAGACAAAUCACUAGCCUUUGAAGAACUCCAUGAUCUACUUGUUGAACAUGAGAGCUACUUGAGGAGGAUGGAGGCUGCUACAUAG